AUGAAGGUCACUUCACUCGAAUCUAGUCAUGACGAUCCCAAACCAUCUUCCCAGGUUCUCUCUUUGGUUUCCUCGUUCCUCGCGGAACAUGGUUUCCACUCGACCGCCAAGGCUCUUACGAAAGAGCUCAAAAGAAUGAAUCGGUCGGUGGAGGUUCUCGCUCUUGGAGAUUCGCAGGGUGGAGCCAACCUGCAAGAGAUCGUGGAGAACUGGAACAAGAAAGAAAAGCUACAAUCUGCCCAGUCUUCUUCCGACGACGACUUAUCGGAUCUGAGCGAGAGCGCGACAUCAGGGUCCAGCAGCGCAAGUAGCGGUGACGAAAGCGACGCGAGCACGAGCAGCGAGGACACAUCUGCACAGGAUUCCGAGUCCGAAUCAGGAGAUGAUGAAGAGAAAGGAAACACCAAGUUGACCUCAAAAGUCAAGAGGAUCAAGGGCAACAAGCGAGAUUCGUCUUCUUCAAGCUCUUCGUCGGCGUCUUCCGACAGCGAUGCCGACGACGAGCGAGAGACUGGUGCGAAAGCAAAAAUCAAGACUUCACGAAAGAAGUCUCCGGUCACCUCGAAAGGAGCUGAAAGUGCCCCUACACUCAAGCGGAAGGCGCGAUCCAGCUCACCAGAAUCCUCUUCUUCGGACUCGGACUCGGACUCGUCAGACGAAGAUCGGCCGGCAAAGCGAGCAAAGAUUGAUGCUAACAACGAGACAGACGAAGCCUCCUCGAGUGAAGUCUCUUCGAGUUCAGACGAGGAAUCUGAUGAUGCCAACGAUUCAGCAAGCGCAGCAGAGCAGGUGAAGGACGAAGAAAUGGUCACCGAUACGUCCCAGGAGCAAGCAACACCAGAUGAUGCGGCUGACGGUGUAUCUGAAUCGUCCUCGGGAACAGUUACCGGAGUUGUCAUUGAGCCUAAUGGGUCAUCUGUAAGAGAAAUUGAGGCAAUCAUGAACAGAGGCAACAAGCAAGUAGUGGCCGGCAAGAAGGCGCAUGAGGGUGCGAGACCCACGCCGCUGGCGCGACUAUCGGCGCAGGCAACCGCGGACUCUCAUAUCAGCAACGCCUAUCAAAGCUAUGACUACGCUGAACGAGCAUACAAGGAUUUGUCUGUGACCCGAGGCAAAGGAUUCACCAAGGAGAAGAACAAGAAGAAGCGGGGCAGCUAUCGUGGAGGAGCCAUUGACAUUAGUGGCGGCAAGGGCUUCAAGUUCGAUGACUGA
Messenger RNA from Fonsecaea erecta, 1212 nucleotides. RefSeq lists its product as hypothetical. Lineage: Eukaryota; Fungi; Ascomycota; Eurotiomycetes; Chaetothyriales; Herpotrichiellaceae. Gene Ontology annotation, molecular function: protein binding. Bases 1 to 1212 code for a protein of 403 amino acids. Gene Ontology annotation, cellular component: nucleoplasm; nucleolus. The record is from RefSeq and is a predicted model, not a curated record. The transcript has a single exon.